ACAAAACACAGCUGAGCUGCUGCCGUUGAACUUGAGGCAUUUUGUGUUUUUAUCAUUUCAUGCUCGCAGCCGCUCUGAGUCUGACAGGUUUUCACCUCCGCUGUCUGCACAGGGAAACGAUGAACACACACCUCAUUCUCCUCCACUUCCUCGCGGUGAUUUUCCUGCCGGCAGCCUGGAGUCAGGGCAGCGGCAGUGGUCUGGGUGUGGUGGUGGAGGCCAAGAACGUCACCCGGCAGUUUCGGGGGCCUUUCUCCCCUGCCACAGCCCUCGCAUGGUGUGGAUGCGAGACCGGCUGAAGGACCGCCAGAGGGUGGUCCACUGGGAUCUGGUCCGCAGCAGCCCGGAGUAUUCCGUAGAGAGGGUCCUGGACAUGUCUCCCGGAGCCCACCUACGAGUCUAUAAUGGUUUCAACAAGGGGCGCGUCUCGGUGCCUAGCUCGGCUUUUAACGACGGCAACUUCUCGCUCAUCAUUAACAAUGUGGUCUCCACCGACAGAGGAGUCUACACCUGUAACCUCCACCAUCACUACUGUCAGAUCCAUCAGUCUGUUCAAAUCCAGCUCAACGUCACAAAGUCAGCUCGAAAAGAAAAACGUUACUGGGACGGAGAGAAGACUGUGUUCGUAGUGCUGCUGGGCAGCUCCAUCGUGCUGCCCUGUGUAAACCGGCGCCCCCUGUGGCGCGAGGGUCUUCAGGAGGACCAGCAGCAGGUGGCUCACUGGGACUUCCAGCCCCCAGGUGUGCGUCCUGACAAAGCUGACCGCCUGGUGGACCUGUACGCGUCCGGAGAGCGGCGGGAUUAUGGGCCGCUGUUCGCCCAGAGCAAGAUGAGUGUGACGGAGGACGCCUUCACGCUCGGCGACUUCUCACUGUCCAUCUCUGACCUGAAGCCCGUGAACAAAGGGCUCUACAUCUGCCACCUGCACCACCAUUACUGCGGGCUCCACGAGAGACGCAUUUUCAGGCUGACGGUGGGACCUCCUCCUCCGGCCGCCCCCCCCACGACUGCACCCAGGGUUUUCCACAACAAUGAACCAGAACCAAGGACUGAUGAGGUGGAGAGUCCUCGUGUGGUGAACGUCAUCCUCCCUGAGCAACGCAGCUACUUUGUGCAGCAUCUGGGUUACUUCCUGGCCACGCUGUUACUCUUGGCGAUCAUAGUGGCUGUCGUCGUUGUGCUGACACGGCGACGGAAAAAAAGAGGACUGGAGUAUGAGCUGCGUAGAGAGUAGCGGUAAAACAUCAUCAUCAUCAUCAUCUACCAACAUUCUACCAACUUUAUUUACUUUACCUUAUUUACCGUAACGUCGUUUAUUUUUAUUGACCGCAGAGCGAGCAUGAGCCACGGAGGAGAGCUUUCAUUGGACUGUACAGAACUCAGAGUCUGCAACCAACAACCUCUGAUUUCUGAGUACAAGAACAACCUGCUGAGGGAGAGAGACAUGGCCAAAGACUGCAAUAAAGAUUUCGAUGAGAAGCCGUGGAAGUAAGUGCAAUCUAUCUGAGAAGCUACUGGCAGGUCCAGGGCAAAUGCUGACGAGUCGAAGAAGAUGAACAGGAAGGAGGAAGAGGAGGGAAACCCGCAGGAGACGACAGGAGGAACACUCCCUCUGCUGAACUCUUAGCACCAAGCUUUUUUUGUUUGUUUUUUUCACUAAAAGGCCGUUUUUAUAGUGUACUUUUUUUAACAUAACUACAUUUUUCACCAGCAGGUUUAGUGGUAAAAUUAAGUAUUAUUAGAAUCCUCACUUAUCCGCUGCAGUCAUUAUUGGGUUUAUGUUGAAUGUUAUGCUAUUUUUUCCCCUCUUUCUACUUGUAGUCAUUUUAUUUGUAGUUGAAAUGCAUGCUGUUGUUUCAAGUAUGUUUUAAAUAUACUGUGCUCACAGGACUGCAGGUUCACAGCUGUAAGUAUUUCUCGAAAUUCCCCCCUUUUUUUAUGUACUCUGUGGUACUUUUCUCAGUGGUACUUCACAUUUUGCUGUGUGAGUUACAGUAGGUACAUUCUAGAAACUCUCACCGCUCCAUCAGGUCGUUGACACCAUAUCAGGUACUAAAUUUUGGCAUCAUGGACUAAUAGCUCAGUUUGAAUCUUGAAACUCAGGAAAGGUGUAUUUGCGUUUGAACAGGCCGUAUCGUGGGGUACUGUUCUGGAUCAACCAUGUACGAAGGUUCCCAGUUUAUGAAACACUGAAUGUUUAUUAUUGAAACAAACUGCUAGUUAAUAAUACAGGUUAUACCGAGGCUUCACGGCUCAGUGAGGUGUACUGCAGGAUGAAGUAUGUCUACUACUGCAGUCAUAGUAAAUGACAGUGUAGCCCUGUCUCCCCCUUUCUUCACAUCUGUCUCCUUCUCUCUGUCUUGCUUCUAGCUCACGCUAUCUUUUGUGUUUUUAAUAAAGUGCCUGUACUGAAAGUUCA
This is a messenger RNA of Cynoglossus semilaevis (tongue sole), 2419 nucleotides long. Its product is annotated as matrix remodeling-associated protein 8. Gene Ontology annotation, cellular component: membrane; cell surface. Gene Ontology annotation, biological process: cell differentiation; cell adhesion. Bases 275 to 1234 code for a protein of 319 amino acids. The transcript has 9 exons. The record is from RefSeq and is a predicted model, not a curated record. Lineage: Eukaryota; Metazoa; Chordata; Actinopteri; Pleuronectiformes; Cynoglossidae.